GCCGCUYCCAUUCCCGGCGCCCUCCCGUCCAUGGAUCACCUCCCGCCAUGAGCACGGAGGCCGAGCAGCUCCUGGCGAGCGGAGUCCCCCUCUGGAGCGUCUCCAGCUGGGCCAGCUCCGAGCCGCCCGCCAACAGCAGCGAGGCGGGCCGGUCCCCGGCGGCCCCGGAGCGCGGCGGCAACGCGGCGGAGAUCGCGGGCAUGGUGGCUCUGCAGUUCACCUACGGGCUGGUGUGCCUGCUGGGGCUGCUGGGCAACGCGCUCGUCAUCUUCGUCAUCCUGCGCUACGCCAAGAUGAGGACGGCCACCAACAUCUACCUGCUCAACCUGGCCAUCGCCGACGAGCUGCUGAUGCUCAGCGUGCCCUUCGCGGCCACGGCGGCGGCGCUGCGGCGCUGGCCCUUCGGCCGGGCGCUCUGCCGGACCGUGCUGGGCGUGGACGGCCUCAACAUGUUCGGCAGCGUCUUCUGCCUGGCCGUGCUCAGCCUGGACCGCUACAUCGCCGUGGUGCACCCGCUGCGCGCCGCCUCCUACCGCCGCCCGCGAGUGGCCAAGCUGGUCAACGGCGCCGUGUGGCUGCUGGCCCUGCUGGCGGCCUCGCCCAUCCCGGUGUUCGCCGGCACGGCGGUCACCCGCGACGGCCGGGCGGUGGCCUGCGACCUGCUGUGGCCCAGCCCGGCGUGGGCGGCCGCCUUCGUGGCGUACAGCAGCGUGCUGGGCUUCCUGCUGCCCGUGGCGGCCAUGGCGCUGUGCUACCUGCUGCUGGCGGCCAAGAUGCGGGCGGUGGCGCGGGGCGUGGGCUGGCGGCAGCGGCGGCGCUCCGAGGGCAAGCUGACGCGGCUGGUGGUCACCGUGGUGGCCGCGUUCGUGGUGUGCUGGCUGCCCUUCUACGUGGUGCAGCUGCUGAGCCUGCUGCUGCCCGGCCGGCUGGACGCCAGCGCGCACAACGCCUCGCUGCUGCUCAGCUACUCCAACAGCUGCGCCAACCCCAUCCUCUACGGAUUGCUCUCCGAGAAUUUCCGCCACUCYUUCCACGGCGUGCUGCGCCGCUGCCGCCACUCCGGCCUGUGCUGCUGCCGCGCCGGCGACGGCGACGGCAGCGACGACGAGGACGAGGAGGAGCCCCUGGAUUACUGCGCUGCGCCCCGCGGCGACGGCAAGGGMUGCGUGUGCCCGCCCCUGCCCUGCCCGCAGGACCCGCUGCGGCCACAGCCCUGCUGCGCCCCCGGGGCCCUCCUCCCCAAAACCACCCCCUUCUAGGGGAUCCCGAAGUUCUGAAAGGGGUGAAAGGGGAUCCCGGAUGGAGAGGGCCCGGCACGGCCGCUCUCCGAAAUAAAAAGCCAUAAGACUGGCCUGGGAUGGAGUGAGUUCCAUGGRCUGAGUGGUUAUUGCCGUUAUCCCGGCGCCCGGGAGCCUUCRUCGGGGAUGGGG
Malurus melanocephalus (red-backed fairy wren) is the source of this 1430-nucleotide messenger RNA. RefSeq names its product somatostatin receptor 4 (gene SSTR4). Gene Ontology annotation, molecular function: neuropeptide binding; somatostatin receptor activity. The record is from RefSeq and is a predicted model, not a curated record. Gene Ontology annotation, biological process: cellular response to glucocorticoid stimulus; neuropeptide signaling pathway. NCBI's taxonomy places the organism in Eukaryota, Metazoa, Chordata, Aves, Passeriformes, Maluridae. The coding region runs from base 48 to 1259 and encodes 403 amino acids. The transcript has a single exon. Gene Ontology annotation, cellular component: membrane; neuron projection.